Messenger RNA from Trichechus manatus latirostris (Florida manatee), 3355 nucleotides. It is a transcript of the gene CCN4, whose product is annotated as cellular communication network factor 4. The record is from RefSeq and is a predicted model, not a curated record. Gene Ontology annotation, molecular function: heparin binding; integrin binding. Gene Ontology annotation, biological process: cell adhesion; signal transduction. Lineage: Eukaryota; Metazoa; Chordata; Mammalia; Sirenia; Trichechidae. The transcript is spliced from 5 exons. The coding region runs from base 108 to 1211 and encodes 367 amino acids. Gene Ontology annotation, cellular component: extracellular matrix; extracellular region.
AUAGCUGGCGCUCCUGAUGGGCUAGGCCAGUGCCGGCCCAGCUCCCCGCAGAGGUGGCCGGAUCUGCUGGGCUGCUCGGUCGAUGCCUUUGCCACUGACUUCCAGGCAUGAGGUGGUUCCUGCCCUGGACGCUGGCAGCAGUGACAGCAGCCGCCGCGGGCAGCACCCUGGCUUCGGCCCUCUCUCCUGCCCCCACGGCCAUGACCUUCACCCCAGCACCACUGGAGGACACGUCCUCGCGCCCCCAAUUCUGCAAGUGGCCCUGUGAGUGCCCGCCGUUGCCACCUCGCUGCCCACUGGGGGUCAGUCUCAUCACGGAUGGCUGUGAAUGCUGUAAGACAUGUGCCCAGCAGCUCGGGGACAACUGCACUGAGGCCGCCAUCUGUGACCCCCACCGGGGCCUCUACUGCGACUACAGUGGGGACCGCCCGAGGUACGCAAUAGGAGUGUGUGCACAGCUGGUCGGCGUGGGCUGCGUCCUGGACGGCGUGCGUUACAGCAACGGCCAGUCCUUCCAACCCAACUGCAAGUACAACUGCACGUGUAUUGACGGUGACCUGGGCUGCACGCCGCUGUGUCUGCGCGCGCGCCCCCCGCGCCUCUGGUGCCGCCGUCCCCGGUGGGUGCGCAGGCCCGGCCGCUGCUGCGAGCAGUGGGUGUGCGACGACGACACCAGGAAGCCGCGCAAGACAACGCCGCGUGACACGGGCGCCUCGGCGGCUACGGGGGAGGUCGAGCCAUGGCACAGGAAUUGCAUAGCCUACACAAGCCCCUGGAGCCCCUGCUCCACCAGCUGCGGCCUGGGGGUCUCCAUGCGCAUCUCCAACGCCAACACCCAGUGCUGGCCUGAGCAGGAGAGCCGUCUCUGCAACCUGCGGCCGUGUGAGGUGGACAUCCGAUCGCACAUCAAGGCAGGGAAGAAGUGUCUGGCUGUGUACCAGCCAGAAAUGCCCAUGAACUUCACCUUCGGGGGCUGCAACAGCACACGCUCAUACCGACCCAAGUACUGUGGGGCCUGUACGGACAACAGGUGCUGCAUCCCCUACAAGUCCAAGACCAUCAACGUCUCCUUCCAGUGUCCUGAUGGGCCUGGCUUCUCCCGCCAGGUCCUAUGGAUCAAUGCUUGCUUCUGCAACCUGAGCUGUAGGAACCCCAAUGAUAUCUUUGCAGACUUGGAAUCCUACCCUGACAUCUCAGAAAUUGCGAAUUAGGCAGGCACAAGACCAGGGCCUCAGGGCCUGGCCCAGCGCUUGCAAAGCAGCCAGACCUCUGUGGCCAGAACAUUUUCACAACUGAGCCUUCCUUUGUCCACUUACCACUCACCUUUAAUUACCCUGAUCCUGAUCCUCUGUCCCCUUUUCCAUCUCUGACCACCCAUAAGGCCCAUGAUGGUGCUCCUCAGGCCCAGAUUCUGGGUCCCUCCUUGGCAGCCUUCCAUGUCCACUCCAAAGAAAAUGCCUGUCUCUAGCAGUUCUGGACAAGCCCCAAGCCUGACCCACCAUCUAAUACACUGGAAGUCCUGCUGGAUCUUGCCUGAGUCCCAUGGAAGAGAACCAGCUAGACAUCCAGUAUCAUGAAUUCCCUCUUUAGAUGCCAAACCACAAGGCUCUUGGGGUCUGUUCAGAAGGAUUGAUGGAUUUGGGCCAACGGAAUAGUCUACUAUUUGGGUCCUGCCUAGUGAUACCCUAAUAGACUGUUCUGACCGUAACAUACCAAAAGUAUCUCAGAUGCUAAAGAUUUAUGCACCCUAAAGCCACCAAACAUUUGCCAAGAGAGAUGAAUGGUUUUUUGUUUUGUUUAUUAAUGGAAAGUUGUAUCCAUUAACUCCGGGAUUGCUGAGGUUCAGUUUCUCUUCACACCUGCACUGUGAAGGGUAGAGAUUGGGUUCAUCUCAGUGAGAAACAAGAUUUGAUAAAGUCUGUUCUUGAUCAUGGAAACAGCCCCCAGUCAAUACUCCAGGAAUAGAGGGAGCUCAGCCAGUUUCCAGAAGAAGCCACUGACCCUAGCUGGAGUCCAUUGCUGACUGAUGGGGCAUUGAUCCAUAGGCCAGGCUCUUCCUUGCAUCCAGACCCUCUCUCUGCUGGAUGGCUCACAGGAGUCCUUGGAGGCCCUGGGAUGGCCUCUCUGCACCCUGAGGGUGGUAUCCUGGGGCAUUUCUCCUACAGAGACUUGGGACACCCCACUGAAGUCCAGGCCAGACCCUCCUGAAAUGACCAAGACAGGUCCAGGUCAGGGGUGGGUCAAACAAGAAGUGCGUCCAUGCCUCAUGGCCUCGAGUGGCCCCUAGAAGGAGGCUACAGGACCACAAGGAUGGCUGGGCCCAAGGCCUGUCUCAUUCUGCCACAGUAAACCAUUUCACAGCCUUUGGGUCUAAUGAUCAAAACAACCCAGUUUCCUGGUGUGAAGACAGGGAUUUGCCAGUUGCUUAAAACCAGAAAUAUAUUUAACAAGGGUUUGAAGCGAAAAGGAAAUGGAAAGGAGGCUAUUAUUUAUUUUAUUAAUAAAACAUAAAGAUUUACUAUGAUAGUUCUUUUAUGAAGCACAUUCUCUGUGCCAGACAUUGUUCUCAGCGCUUUACCUCGGCUAGCUCAUUGAACCUUUGCGACAACCUUCUGAAUUUGCCGUGGCUAUUUCCGUUCUUACAAAUGUGAAGCAGAAGCCCAGAGAGGCAAAGACACUUGAUUGAAGUCACCCAGCUGGCGAGUGGGAAAGUCAGUAUGCAAAUCCAAGUUGAACUGACUCCAAAGUCCAUAUUUUUUCCUACUUUUAGAGCUUCCAAACAUGUCAGAGCAGGAGAACAUAUUGGAAUACAUGACUUCUCACUCUGGUGUUCACUUUUAAUACUGUCUCUCUAGAUCCUUUUCCAAGAGAAGACAGUGUCUGACUUUCAGAUCAUUUAGGUGCUUGAACAUCCAAAAAAUUAUCAGGUGGAUAGAAAUUCAUGCAUCUCCAACAGCUCAUCCCCUCCUUCCAAUGGAAACCAGAUCUCCUCAUGCAUUUAGAUGAUUUCUUCAGUGCUGCUUAUUGAAUGGUGUGCAGUUAUUCGUGAGGGAGUUAUCUGAAGUGAGCAGAGAGAUUCCUAAACAGGAAAACAAGCUGGAAACGUGUCCCCUCUCCUGGGGCCUCCUGAAAGCUUAGCCCAGUGCAAAGCAUACUGUGAUGCUCAGUAUGUAUUUGAUGAAUAAAUGAAAUUGAGCAGGUGUUCCUAGCUUUAUUCAGAAGCUCUCUUCCUCCCACACUGUGUGAAAAUCUAAUUUUUAUCAUCCAGAUCUCAUUUCAAGUGCCAUAGAAAAAGACACUUAAUAUUUAAAGAGAUGUUUAUUUAUUUAAAAAAAAAAAAAAGGAGUCUUGUGUA